UCUCACACUAUGACAGUGACUCAGUCACACGUACUUCUCCAGACUCCUACAUUGACAAUAAAAUGUCCGCGAGUACGAUUGCUCGCUGGAAUGCUAUAUCUCUUACCCGUUCAGAUGAACCUACACCGCUGAAGCGCAAACGUGACGAAGACAGCGACGACGAUGUUUCAAUUGCCUCUCGCAGCCCUUCUCCUACCUCUGAUGCAAUGGACGUCGAUCAAGACAAUAUAAACAAGUACGACGAAUAUGUUCGUCGACCAGCACGGGAAGUCAUUACUGUCGAAACUCCUCUCAAGGCUUCGAAUAAGGGCUUUGCUAUGCUGGCGAAACUUGGCUGGGUAGAAGGCCAGCCUCUAGGUAUAUCCGGUGAAGGUCGCGUCGACCCUAUUCCGUUUCAGAUGAAGGCAGACUCGACCGGUCUAGGCAAGGUCCGACAAGACGUUGAAAUGAUAGAGACAACAGUCUCCCAGCGCCGUGGGCUAGACUCUGAACGACAGCAGAAGGAGACUGAAGACCAACGGCGUGCUCGAGAAGAUGCCGUCGCACGUAAGUCUGCAGUAGCAGAGGAAAUAUCUGACGUCCUCAAGGCAUUUUACUGUUCUCUAUGCGAUAAACAAUUCAAGAACGUUGCUCAGUAUGACGAACAUACCAAUUCGUACGCACACCAUCAUAAAGCUCGUUUCAAAGACAUGCAAGCCAGUUCUCGUAUAAAACCCCAGGAGGAAAUAGAAAAACGAAAGGAAAAGGAGCAGAAACGGGAAGAGAAGCAGUUGAGGAAGAUUGCGGCUGCAAGCGGAGUGAAGAUGGCCAAGACGACUUUGCCUCCUAGUGGUGCACCUGUAUUGGCACCUGUAGCUAGUGGCUCAUCUGGAUUUCAGCCGUCUGGUUGGGCUUCCGUUUCUGGAUCGGGUGACAGCACGUUGUCAUCAUCCGGUGGUGGCUUCAAGAAGACUGGCUGGGCUUCAGUUGGCCCCUCUUCCUCACCAGAAACUCUGGCCCCAGUCUCUGGCGUAACUACUACAUCUGGUGGCGGCGGUUUUAAGAAGGCUGGAUGGACCACAGUAGGGUCGACGUACUCAUCAAUUGCCCAGGCAGUACCUCCAGCGGCAGCGUCCUCUGACAGCUGGAAGACUGUAACCUCUUCCUCUGGAUCGUCAUUUGAUGCAUCCUCGCUACCGGCGAAUGUUCCAAUACCUUCUGCGGCACCUUCCACUGCGGUAGAACCCAUCAGUCAACCAGCACCACAACAUCCACCUUCCAAGUCCCACCUUUCCCGCGUCGGCUGGCAACAGUUUCAAAAGAAGAAUAAGAAGGUUUAACUAAGUGUCAGGGUUUGAUUCUCUCUAUGCAGGAUUUUUGUUGGAGAUAACAGUCGUUUGCGCUGUUCAACCAACAUAAAAAAUCUACUUCUGUACUUGCUUUCCAACUUACUCAGUUAUAUGUUGUACAAUACAAAUUG
Messenger RNA from Lentinula edodes (shiitake mushroom), 1459 nucleotides. RefSeq lists its product as uncharacterized. NCBI's taxonomy places the organism in Eukaryota, Fungi, Basidiomycota, Agaricomycetes, Agaricales, Omphalotaceae. Bases 63 to 1319 code for a protein of 418 amino acids. The record is from RefSeq and is a predicted model, not a curated record. Gene Ontology annotation, molecular function: nucleic acid binding. The transcript is spliced from 4 exons.